Alligator mississippiensis (American alligator) is the source of this 2162-nucleotide messenger RNA. RefSeq names its product translin (gene TSN). The transcript is spliced from 6 exons. The coding region runs from base 53 to 739 and encodes 228 amino acids. Lineage: Eukaryota; Metazoa; Chordata; Crocodylia; Alligatoridae. Gene Ontology annotation, cellular component: cytoplasm; nucleus. The record is from RefSeq and is a predicted model, not a curated record. Gene Ontology annotation, molecular function: single-stranded DNA binding; sequence-specific DNA binding; RNA binding. Gene Ontology annotation, biological process: RNA metabolic process.
CGGCGGCGCCAGACGAGUCCGGCUCCUUGUCUUCGCGCGCGCCGCCAUAGCCAUGUCGGUCAGCGAGAUGUUCAUCGCCCUGCAGGGCUCCCUCAGCGUCGACCAGGACGUCCGCGAGGAGAUCCGGAAGGUGGUGCAGACGCUGGAGCAGACGGCGCGGGAGAUCCUGACGCUGCUGCAGGGGGUGCACCAGGGCGCCGGCUUCCAGGACAUACCAAAGAAAUGUCAGAAGGCCCGGGAACAUUUUGGUUCAGUAAAAACACAGCUGGCAUCUUUGAAGACCAAGUUCCCUGCUGAUCAGUACUACAGGUUUCAUGAACACUGGAGGUUUGUGCUACAGCGGCUGGUGUUCCUGGCAGCAUUUGUGGUCUACUUGGAAACUGAAACGUUAGUCACUCGAGAAGCUGUUGCAGAAAUACUUGGAAUUGAGGCUGAUCGAGAGAAGGGCUUUCACCUGGACAUUGAAGAUUAUCUCUCUGGCAUUUUAACUUUCGCCAGUGAGCUGUCUCGGCUGGCAGUGAAUAGCGUCACAGCCGGCGAUUAUUCUCGUCCUCUCCGCAUCUCCACGUUUAUCAACGAGCUGGAUUCUGGCUUCCGUCUCCUCAACCUCAAGAAUGACUCGUUGAGGAAACGCUAUGACGGCCUGAAGUACGACGUGAAGAAGAUUGAAGAAGUGGUGUAUGAUCUGUCAAUCCGGGGACUCAACAAGGAGACGAGUAGUGCAGGCGGAGAAAAAUAGAAGCUGCUUGUCUCGGCAGCACCAUUGAUUACCUCAGAUGGUUGCCAAUGAGGGAGGGGUGCUGGCAGAGCUCUCCUGCUUAGUUUAGAAAAACUACAAGUUGAAAACUGCUCUCUAUUUUCUUAAGAAAUGUGUAGUACAGGUGUUAGACCUUGAACCAUUUUGUACCACCCUGUCUCAGUAAAGGCAGCAGGCUUUCUGUGACGUUACUCUGUCGUAAUUCCACGUGGCUGUCCUGUGAACCAUAGCCAUAACUUGAUAACUUCCCUCAGUCCCGUUUCCUACUUAGCGUUACUCCUGCUGCCCUGAUGUAUUGUCCUGCUUCUGCUUUCUUUGCCCAUGCAUCCUCAGUGGUGCGUGUGUGGCAUGCAGCUUAGUGCAGAUACAGGUGGCAUUUUAGGAGCCACAGUGUGUAAAUACCUAGAUCUCUUUUUAAGAUACUAAACUUUAACAACCUUUUUAAAAAAAAAAAAAUUCCAUCCCCUUUGAGUCGAGCAGAAGAGACUGGCGUAACGGUUUGUUAUGCUGACCUUAUUAACCAGUGUAUCAAAAAGCCCUUAACUGCAAAGCUCGGAUAAGAAGCUGGUGUAGACCAGUCUCCCAGAUGACUUUGGCAAACACCAUCCGGGCAUCUCAGCUGUUUUUGUUUUGUUUUUUUUGUUAAAACAGGAUUUGUGUUACCAGGACAAGAGCAGAGUUUCUCCAAGUGUCUCCUUUCGCUGGUGUUUUGUUUUGUUGCUGUCAGUGUUGAAUUUUAAAGUGAACUGCAUAUCCUGAACUGAACUCUCGGUGUACUUGCUUUUCUGGCUUUCAAGGCUUCCUAGUAGAGCUAGGCUAAGAGCUGCCUGGUGAAGUGCAGGUAACUUGUCAGUUCUGAGUAACUUGUUCCCAAAUAGGCCAAAAGUUUUAUAUUAUUUUUUUAUUUUUAUUUUUUUUAAAGAUCCAAGGUAGCUAGUUCAUGUAUUUCAAGGAGUUCAGCUUAUUAGUCAAGCUUGCAUGGUAGAUUUUUCUAAGUCCAAGCCUUUAUAUCAUGUGUGUAAACUUGCAAACUCUCACUUCACGGGACGAAAACCUCCUUUCCUAGGAAAGGUAUUUGAAUUGUAUGUUUUGUGGUUGUUUUGUAUGCUGGCAGAGGCUAAGAAGAGAGCAAAUUCUCUAGGAUAAGGACAGUUUCCAAAGGAAACAAAUACCUCCUGACUAUCAGUGAGCGAAAUGAGAAGUGGUUGCAGUUUCAAUGCGUCUUUAUUUUGUUUGCAAAGGUUUUGCAUACUUACCUUUUUAAACCUUAGGGUUGGUUGUUUUUGUUUUUUGUUUGUAUGGUUUUGAGGGGGGGGGGGGCGGGUUAAUAAUCACGGGGAGAAACCAAUGUCUUUGUUACUUUGGCCAAUAAAAGUUGUGUUUUGACUUUGCAGCUCUCCAGUAA